UUGUAAAAUAUGGAGUUUGACCUCCCUUCAACACUCAUCCCUCUAAUUCCCUUUCUCCUCUUCCUCUUCAUAUUCCUCAAAUCUCAAUCAAUCUCAAAAUCAGCAAAGAGAUACUCACACAUCCCCGGCCCCAAACCCCUCCCUCUCAUCGGAAACCUCCACCUCAUGCUCCGCGACUCCUCCUCCGGCCCCCACAGCCUCUUCCGCUCCCUCGCCGCCAAACACGGCCCUUUAAUGCACCUCCAGCUCGGCGAGCUCCACGUCCUCAUCGUCUCCUCCGUCGAAUUCGCAAAGGAAGUGAUGAGAACUCACGACACUAAUUUCGCGAACCGCCCCGUGAUGCUUGCGACGGAGGAGAUCACCUACAACUCCACCGACAUCGUCUUCUCCCCCUACGGCGACUACUGGCGCCACCUGCGGAAGAUCUGCACUGUCGAGCUCCUCACCGCCCGGCGCGUGCGGUCCUUCCGCAGCAUACGAGAAGAGGAGGUCACCAACAUGUGCAAUUGGAUCGCGUCUCGCGAGGGAUCAACCAUUGAUCUCUCGGAGAGGCUUUAUAUGACGUCGUACGACGUCAUCAUGAGGGUGGCCGCCGCCAAGGCCAGUGCCGAAGAUCGUGAAAUGAUGAUUUCUCUAUCCAUGGAAGCCUCAAAGUUGUCUUCGGGAUUCAUGCUGGCUGAUCUCUAUCCUUCCAUCAAAUUACUCCCGCUGAUCACCGGAGACCGGUUCAAGAUCCGAAGGGUACAUCGAAAAUUAGAUGAGAUGCUCGAUGGCAUCAUCGAGCAGCAGAGACCGGCCUCACAUCGCGGCAAUGAGUCUAAGGUUGAAGGUUUUAUAGAUAUUCUCCUCAAAUUUGAAAGAGAUGGGACUUUAACUGCAGACAAUGUCAAAGCAGUGCUACUGGAUAUGUUUCUGGCAGGAACCGACACGUCAGCUACUACCGUAGAAUGGGCAAUGUCAGAGCUGAUUAGAAACCAUAGCAAACUCAUCAUAGCUCAACAAGAAGUCAGAAAGGUUUUUGACAACGAGGGAUCAUAUAUAGACGAAGACAAGUUCCAUGAGCUAAAAUACCUUAAAUUAGUCAUUAAAGAGACUUUGAGAUUGCACCCACCGGCCCCACUUUUAAUCCCUAGAGUCAACUCCCAAAGAUGUGAAAUCAAUGGUUACGAAAUCCCAGCAGGAAGCAGAGUUAUAGUGAAUGGAUGGGCACUCGGAAGAGACCCCGAGUACUGGAACGAUGCUGAGAAGUUUAUGCCCGAGAGAUUUGAGGAAAGUUCUCAUGAUUUCAAUGGGAGCAAUCUUGAGUAUAUACCAUUUGGGGCGGGAAGGAGAAUCUGUCCCGGCUUGUUGUUCGGGCUCGCCAACGUGGAGCUUCCACUGGCUAUGCUUCUCUAUCAUUUUGAUUGGGAAAUGCCGAACGGGAUGAAAUAUGAAGAAUUGGAUAUGACAGAGGGCUUUGGCGUCACUGUUCGUAAGAAACACCAUUUGUGUUUAAUCCCUAUUGUUAAGCGACCUUUGCAGAGGUGAUUAAUUAAUUUAGGGAGGAUUUAUUUGAGUGAUAGAAUUUGUUAGUUUAGAAUGGUUCUUCAUACACUUUUUUAUCACUUAAAGCAAAUGUCAUUUCAUAUACCACAAGUUUGAAAUAAAAUGGCGUCAUUUUGUUGUGA
Salvia hispanica is the source of this 1667-nucleotide messenger RNA. Its product is annotated as cytochrome P450 71D10-like. Gene Ontology annotation, molecular function: iron ion binding; heme binding; oxidoreductase activity, acting on paired donors, with incorporation or reduction of molecular oxygen. Lineage: Eukaryota; Viridiplantae; Streptophyta; Magnoliopsida; Lamiales; Lamiaceae. The record is from RefSeq and is a predicted model, not a curated record.